UUUGAUUUCCAGGCAAACACGAUGUCAUCCGGGGUCAGAGCUGGCUUGGUGUCAGCAGAUGUGCUGCGGAAGGAGCAGCAGGAGCUCCAGAAGCCAGACAGAAACAUGAAGCACCUGGAAGAGGAAUCCCGGAAUGCCAAGACCGUGUUCCGAGACAAGUCUGGCCGCAAGAGGAACCUGGCACAGGAGCAGCUGGAGCAGAGGCUGAAGGCUGAAGCAGAGGCCAAGAGAGAAGAGCAAUAUGCCAAGUGGGGAAAAGGGCUGGCCCAGGAGAGGCAGCAGCAGCAGAACGUGGAAGAUGCGAUCAAAGAGAUGCAGAAGCCCUUGGCCCGUUACAUCGAUGACCAGGAUCUGGAUCGAAUGCUGAGGGAGCAAGAGAGGGAAGGAGACCCCAUGGCUGCCCUCAUCAAAAAAAGGAAGGCCAAGGAGAACAAGGAAAAAGAAAAACCCAGGUACAAGGGACCUGCACCUCCACUCAACAGGUUUAACAUCUGGCCCGGGCAUCGCUGGGACGGUGUGGACAGGUCCAACGGGUUCGAGCAGCAGCGCUUUGCCCGGAUUGCCAACAAGAAGGCGGUGCAGGAACUCGCCUACAAGUGGAGUGUUGAGGACAUGUAGGUGAGACAAGAACUGUGCAGAGCUCCUGGAGUGAUCCCCUGGACAUCACCCGCUGCCAAAGCUGUGAGGAAUGGCCUGCUCUCCCUGGAACAAGCCCUGUCCUUGGCAUUCAGUAUCCCAGGGCCAUCUUCCGAGAGGCAAGGCUGGAUUUCCCUGUCAGCCAGGGACAACCUGCAGGGGCCACUGCCUGCAGGAGCCCCCAGCUCUCUGUGGAAGACACUGGUUUCUGGUCCCUUUAGUUAUCUUGUAACAAACUCUUUUGUUCUAUGCCAAAUGCUUUGACCUCUGAGGGCAGUUCCCAAGUCUCAGGUGUCCUGAAUCUCAGGUGAAAAUGUGCUUGGUCACUAGAGAGUUACACUCGCGCAGUGGGUCGGCCUGCUCCAGAACUCAGCUUAAGUUUAGCCUCUGAACUUCUGCUGAGUUUGUGUAGUUAUUGUGCUCUGUAGAUCCCAGAGUCACCACAGUGCAGUGAAGUUCGAACUCAGCUUCUCCUGGCCCUGUCCAAGCAGGAAAGUGAGCAGGGAAUGCUCUGGCACUAGAAGAGCGACCUGCUUUGGGCAGCAGGAUCUUCUGGAGCGCCAGCAACUCUUUGUGGAGGGUCCAUUUCUUGUGGAAGUAAACGUAUGGAGAGUGGUUAAAUUGCUUCCCUUAUAUUUUGGAGCAGCUGGUUCCCCCAGACCCUUCUGGACAGUGCUGAUCUCGGCACUUCCCCAACGCUGCUGCCUGGGGCUCCAGUGUGAGGUGUAACAACCCCUCUCCUGUGAUCAGAUUUGUCAGUCUCAGAGCUGGAGACCAGGCAGAGCUUCCCUUAUUCCCUGCAUGCCAGAAAGCACUUGUGGAAAUAAAUACAGUUGUUCUUGCUGAGGUCCCAGGGAGCAGGGAUGGAAUGCAGGCAGCAGUUUCCAUGGAGAUGCCUCGGCUGCAGCAGUGGGCAGGGGCAGGGCAGGAUCGCUCUUUUCAGGGAUUCUCCAGCAUUAGGAGGGCUGUGGGUGGGAGGGAUAAUGGCAAAAUCUGCUCUGGAAUGCCAGACUCUUGGGACUUCCCUUUUUUUUUAUCCCUGUGUAACAUUUCUAGCAGUCCUGGAAUUGGUGUGUACACCUGUAAAUAACACCUUUCGUUUUGUACGUGAUUUUGUGUGGUGGUGGUUUUUCCAAGGUGGGUAAAUCUUUCCCAGCCUGGGCCCUGUUGCAGCCUGUUGGGCAGGGAAUGGUUUGGGAGUGGGAGGUGAUGGUGUGAGGUGGGUUUUGUCAUCCUGCUCAGUGUUUCCAGUUGUACUUUCCCCUUCUGUCAUUAAGGUCCUAUUUUUUUUUUUUUCCCUGUAACCUGAAGCAGGUGCAGCCUUGACAAGUGCAGCUCCACUUGACACACACUCAUUUUUGCUCUCACUUAUCAGAGUGCUGCUGGAAAUGU
Empidonax traillii (willow flycatcher) is the source of this 2028-nucleotide messenger RNA. RefSeq names its product BUD13 homolog (gene BUD13). The transcript has 5 exons. The record is from RefSeq and is a predicted model, not a curated record. Gene Ontology annotation, cellular component: U2-type spliceosomal complex; RES complex. The annotation marks the transcript as partial. Gene Ontology annotation, molecular function: RNA binding. NCBI's taxonomy places the organism in Eukaryota, Metazoa, Chordata, Aves, Passeriformes, Tyrannidae. Gene Ontology annotation, biological process: mRNA splicing, via spliceosome.